This is a messenger RNA of Orbicella faveolata, 2084 nucleotides long. RefSeq lists its product as uncharacterized. Gene Ontology annotation, biological process: DNA restriction-modification system. Gene Ontology annotation, cellular component: mitochondrion. NCBI's taxonomy places the organism in Eukaryota, Metazoa, Cnidaria, Anthozoa, Scleractinia, Merulinidae. Gene Ontology annotation, molecular function: DNA binding; endonuclease activity. The record is from RefSeq and is a predicted model, not a curated record.
GUUCCGCUUUUAGGCUUGGCUAAAUCUAGAUGUUAUAUUUCUAGUACCCAGGGUCCUCUCUCUAACUUUGAUCUUCAUCGUUUAUGGAAACUGGGCACCAGGUUCUUAGUGUUGUCGCCUGGAACUCAUUGACUUCUCGUUUGUCAUUUGCAAAUGCUCUCAGCGCAAAGAAUGAAUAUUCUAUCGUCAAGGAGUUUCUUUCAACCUGCAAUUAUGCAUGUGUUUUCUGCCUUUCCAAAGUGCGUCUCUCUCAGAUGGUACUCAACGAUAACCAGACAAGAAUUUGGCAGACAUUUUGAGAAGCUUGUUGUUCAAAGUUUGCGAAAGUAUUCGUUUGAUGUAGCUGUUUGUGGUGGGCCAAAAGACAGGGGUAUUGAUUUUAGAGGUGUUUGGCUACUGAAAGCAUCAUCCGUGCCUGUGAUAGGCCAGUGUAGACGGUACAAAAAACGCUUAGGCCCAAAGCAUGUUCGUGAGUUGGUCGGAACGUUAACUCAUGAAGCGAAGGGCACACUGGGUAUCAUUGUUACAGAAUGCGGAUACAGCAAAGAUGCUUAUGGGUUGUUCAUGGGAUCUCUGUACCCUAUUGUUCUAAGUAAACUACAAGGCUACAGCGACGACUUACUCCAGUGGUAUUUUGAUCAAGGAAACAAUGAAAUGUGUGCUAAUGAACAUCAAGACAUAAUAGAAAGUGAGUCAGCUCAGAUUAUAGAUGAGGGGUAUUCAUCAAAGAACACUCAAGUUAUGGAUCGUCAUAAUAACUAUAGUAAUUACUUGGAGGGAAUGAGUAACAAGGGAGUAAUUAAUACCCAGGGAUUCAGUUAUCUUCAUCAGUCAUCUGCAACAGUUCAGGGAGACGUGAAGGCUAGUUUUAGCCAUGAGAACAUCAGACCUUAUACAGAGACUACAAAGUCAAACACUUCUGCGACCUCGGAUCAGUGCAUGCAAAAUCGCUUGAGAACUAAACUGGUGCAUAAUGGGCCACUAUCAAAUGUCUUCGCAGAUGUUAAUGACAAUUUUGAACAGUUGACAAGCUCGGACAUUUCUGACAUAGUAUCUGGAAUGUUAACCAUGUUUGAGCUGAAUCCAGCUGCACAAAAACUGUUGCCUAAUUUGGUUGUUGGCAUGAAAUACAGAAGGCGAAAUUCAAAAGUUCCUGAACUUUUUAUAAAUGAGGAUGAUUCGUUUGUCAGCUUGCCCAAGUAAAUAUAUUAUUUUGUAAAUUACAUUAUGUACAUUAAACCAAUUGUUACAAGUUUAUUUUGAUAUGUGAUGAUAGGCUAUAAGCGUCUGGUAUUGGUAAUAGACUAUUAGUCUUCAGACAGUUUGGUUGACUCAAUACUAAUUUUAGUAUGUCAGUUACCUGUUGACGUGUAUAAUUAGUGUAUCAAAACAGAAGUACUUAUAGAGGUCUGUUGUUGUUAGCUUCUGUUUAACAGUUGAAAAGAAGAGAAGGAAGUUUGCAUUCUGAGUUGAAGUACCAUAAAAUAUAUGAUUAUUACCAUUAACUGCUUUAAAAGCUUUACAUAUACCAAAAAAGGCAGUAGUAGUUUUAUCGGGUGUAGGGUAAAGGGCUUUGUGAAUCUUUUGAUGGCAAUCAAAAGAGUAAAUCAUUUGCUAACAGUCCAAAGAUGAAUCCAAAAAUAUCCUGGUUCAGACAUUUGUACAUAGCUACACUGUAUUCAACAUAUAAAAAGGCCUUGACUGUGCACUGUUCUGUUGUAAAGCAAGCAGGAAGCAGUAGAGCAUGAAAGAAGUGUAGGGAGAAACAUGAGACAUACAUAGUCAAGUGUUUCUCCCUACUUCUUGAGUGCUCUACCGCUUCCUAAGUGCUUUAAUUACGACAGAACAGAGCACAGUUGAGGUUUCUUUAUUUCUUUUAUGAUAAAAAGAAUCCAUUAAUUUCCCCACACAUCCAGCAUACAUUUUCAACUGUUCUUGGAUAAAGCACACUGUUUCAUACAAUCAGAAUGCAGGUUAUAGGGAAACUUUAUUAUUGAUGACAAAGUAUAUAAAAACACGGAAGGAAGUGAUAUCAGUGCAGAGGAAUUGUACUUCAAAUUAAAGCUAUUUUUAAUGGAAUGUAA